Molecule: messenger RNA, 2319 nt
Organism: Syngnathoides biaculeatus (alligator pipefish)
Lineage: Eukaryota; Metazoa; Chordata; Actinopteri; Syngnathiformes; Syngnathidae
Gene: rbm12bb
Product: RNA binding motif protein 12Bb
Exons: 2
Coding region: 146-2002 (618 amino acids)
Biological process (GO): regulation of RNA splicing
Cellular component (GO): nucleoplasm; ribonucleoprotein complex
Molecular function (GO): RNA binding
Source: RefSeq, a predicted model, not a curated record
UUUCCCUAUACGAAGAAGGCUGAUAAAGGCGGUUUCGAAGACGUUUGCGAACCGAAGCGGUGCUCAAAGAAAGAUUGUUAGCGUUGUUCCAUAUUCUUGUACAAGAGUCCUCUUGUCGCUUGUGUGCUGUUGUUUGUGCUACAGCAUGGCAGUCGUCAUCCGUUUACAGGGAUUGAGGAUCACUGCUGGUUCUCAGGAUGUUCGCAAAUUCUUCACUGGGCUCAAAAUUCCAGACGGUGGUGUACACAUAAUUGGAGGCGAGCAGGAGGAAGCGUUCAUUAUUUUUGCUUCCGACGAAGACGCAAGAAGAGCCAUGACGCGCUCGGGGGGUCAAAUUAAGGGCAGCCCUGUGACUCUGCUGCUGAGCAGCAAAGCGGAGAUGCAGGGUAUACUCGAGAAAAGCGCCAUAAAUGCGGAGCCGGAUCAAGAGAGUCACAUUGAAGAUAACGCAAGACACCCCCGAAGAUCUUUGGAGGCUGAAACCAACAAGAGGUCUGCAAGUAGAGCAGACAUCUCCCCCCCCCCCCGCCAAAAGAGACACACAAACGAAGACUCCAUGUGCGUUUUUCUGAAAGGAUUGCCUUUCAAUGUGUCCGAAAGAGAGAUUUGCGAAUUUUUUAAUGGUUUACGGAUCGCCGACAUGAUUCUGUUGAAAAAUGCAACCGGCAAAAACAACGGCAUGGGUCUGGUGAGAUUUUCCAGCACCGCAGAAGUAUCCGAAGCCCUAAAGAGGGACAGGGGAUACAUUGGUUCUCGGUACGUGGAGAUCUGUCCGACGUCGGAAGAGGAUUGGCGUCGGACAACUGGAAGGCACCCCAUGAACCCAGACCCAGGAAACAACCCAUUCGAAAGACACGGAUCGCCACCUCGGGGUCAAAAGAAUUUCCCGCAUCGUAUGAGGUCACAAUCACCUCCGGGCCAGAGGGUGUCGCCAUCUAGCGCGGAGCACUGCGUUUUGGUGGAAAAUAUCUCCUUUGCGGUGCAAAAGGAGGACAUGAAAAGGCUCUUCCACCACGCCGCACUCGAUGAUGACCAGAUCUUGUUCCUAAAUCAUGACGAUCGGAAAACCAAGUCUGCAUUUGUACUCUUUAGGUCUCACCGAGAGUAUCGUAAGGCGUUAGAAAUGGACGCGCAGUCCUUUUUCUAUCGAAUGCUUCUUAUCCGGCCGAUCAUGAGAGAAAAAAUGAUAGCCAUGUUGAAAUCUCAGAACAUGAAUGUCGGCCCUUCUGGAAACUCCAGAAUGAAUUAUGAUCGGCCUCCAUCCCACCCCAUGGAUAAUCAUGACCCGGAGCAGUGCUUGCUUGUGCAAAAUCUGCCCCCUGACGUGCGCAAAGUGGAGGUCCAGGACUUCUUCUUUGGGUUAAAUAUCUGGGAAGACGACGUGCACUUGCUGCAAGACAAUACUGGUGCAGGGACGGGCAAGGCUUUGGUUCUUUUCCCUUCCGAGUCCGCAGCCAUGAGGGCCCUCGCUCUCGACGGACAAAGGUUUCUCGGCGCGGUGGUCUCUCUCAGAUGCAUAUCCCGUGCGCAGAUGCGGGAGUUGAUUGCAGGGCCGCAGGCGGUUCACGGGCCACAGCAGAGAUCCAGUGAGUUCCAAGGCGCUGGUGACCGGGAAUACUAUGGCUUCAAGGGCUCAUACGGCGGCGAGAACGCAACAAACAUGGGGCCACAAAUGUCGGGAGGCUAUAACUCUUAUGAAGACCCACUCGACAGAGGCAAUGGCGCUCAUGGCAGCGGUGGUCCACCGAGGCAGCACUUGAGAGGGCCCACCUGUGUAAAGUUCGUUAAUCUACCAUUCCAGAUCAAAACCGAAGAAAUCUAUGAUUUUUGCCACGGCUACCGUAUUAUCCCGGGAUCCAUUUCGUUGCAGUACGACAGGAGCGGAGCGUUUAAAGGUACUGCGACUGUGGUAUUUGAGACUAGGCAGGAGGCAGUAAUAGCGGUCGAGGAACUCAACGGGAGGCCAAUCGGAGCUCGAAAGAUUCAACUGCUGUUUGUCUGAAAGUGACUUUGGGUUUUCGAUUGCCAACCUGUUCAAGUGGUGUGUGAACAAGUCUUUCUCGGUUGAGGACAUUUUUUAUUUUAUUUUUUUUUUUAUUUUGAAAUUUUUUUUCGAAUUGUGUACUAUUUUGUGAUGAGUUUUGAACGGUGUAUUCACCUUCCUUUUGAACGACUUUAGUCACUGAUGUGCAUUUGCAAUGAAAUGUUCGUCUUUAACAUUUUCAGUGCAUCCAUGGGAAAGUCCCGUUGUAUUACUUUGUCAGUUCGACUAGCCCUGUUUAAUGUGAUGUUUAUUAAAAAGAUGUUCCUUCCAUUUCA